Dacryopinax primogenitus is the source of this 1366-nucleotide messenger RNA. RefSeq lists its product as uncharacterized. The coding region runs from base 51 to 1301 and encodes 416 amino acids. Lineage: Eukaryota; Fungi; Basidiomycota; Dacrymycetes; Dacrymycetales; Dacrymycetaceae. The transcript has 4 exons. The record is from RefSeq and is a predicted model, not a curated record.
CUUCUUUCCUCUCGUCCUCGACCUUUUGUUCAGGAAAAAAAAGGUAAGUAAUGCUGUCUGCGCGCCCACCUAACGUCCUCCAAGAACGUACGGACUUCAACUUACGUGCGUUCGCGUCCAAAACACCCGGCCGGCCGGGGACUCAGAAUAUUGGCGGUUUAAAGUCAGCAAUAAGAAAGGAGAAUGCCUUGCGGGCGCCGAUGACAACGCUUGCCAGGAGCAAGGCUACGAUCAAUCUGCUGGAUGAAUCAAUUGAACCAAAGCGAUUGUUUAAAGACUUCCCCGGAAAGCUUCCUGCAGGCAAUGGCCUCUCAGAUGUGACCAACAAAACGCCUGCUCUAAAUAGGCGCCAGCCCUUAGGGUUCAAGACCCCCUUGCCGGGCACAUCAAAGCUCCUGAAGCUUGCUCCUCUCCUCUCCACCUCCAUUGAGUCGGCACCUGCAGCAGAAGCCGCUCCUACGCCACUGCGCGAGCCCCCGCCGUCCGCUCUCAGACCGAGUUCGUCCCGUCGUACGUCCCGGAUAAUACGCUCGGCAAGUAAAAGUUUCGAGACGCCUGCACCGAGCACGAGGAAGCCGCAUUGGGAUGUGAACGAGGACGAGAUCAGUGUGGGGUCAUUGGAGGAUGUCGAGAUCAAGGAAGACGUCAAUGAGGAUGAUGAAUCUGAGAUUGAAUACAUGCCACCGACUGCUUGGAUCGAGCCAUAUGAGGCACCCCUCCCUCUUCCAGACUACAAGGCACUGUGCCCAAAACUAUGGGAGAUCGCGCGCAUGCCUGGGUUUGGUGACCCGAACGAGGAUGUCUUUGACGAUUCUUUCCUCGAGACCUGGGUUCCUGCGGAGUGCCCGCCGGAAGACCUGCAGAUUCCCUUGCGUCCCUUACAGGAAGAGGAGUUUUUUGGUCCACCAUUACAAGCACCCAAAGCAGUUUUUGCACGGAAUACUGCAGUCAGUAGGAUCGCCAAGUCCCCCGCCACCCGUGACAUGUCCCGCAAUACGACACGUCCGAGCGUUCCUCGAUCCCAGGCAACAUCCACCCUGUCUCGUCCGUUACCUCGCCCUGUCCCGGUCAAACCAGCAUCUCGCCCCCAGUCGUUGGCUCUCAACCCCUCUACUCGCACCGGGAUUGCGCAGCGACCUUCUAUCCUGGCUAAGCCUGCCGCUGUCAAAGGACUGACAACGUCCAAACCACUGCGCGCUACAGAGACACCGAAAGCUCCUAAACCAACCGACACGCUGGAAGUCUUCAUGGCUCCACCUGACUUCACGGCUCUGGAUGAUGGUUUCCGGUUUGAUGUUUGAGGGACGAUCGUUUACUUUCUUGUUCUGGUUUGAUGCUUUUAUACUUUGUUUUGUCAUGUGAUCAU